This is a messenger RNA of Cladocopium goreaui, 786 nucleotides long. The record is from the annotation of a GenBank genome assembly. Lineage: Eukaryota; Dinophyceae; Suessiales; Symbiodiniaceae.
AUGCCUCUUCCACGGAGUGACACGAGUUGCUCUGCCGGCGUCGCUGGCAGCGGACAUCCGAUAAAGGCUCCAGUGUGUUCUUUGUCACACCUUUUCGAUACGUUUGCUCCGUUGUGUCACACGUGUGAUUCCUGGGUCAAAGUCAUCUUCUGCCAGGUGCUGUCUCGGGACCUCGCAUCAACUUUGUCAACGUUGGCGGGUGAGCUGAGCCGAUCUGAUGGUGAGGAUACGCUGGAAGAGCAAACUGCAGUGCUUCUCCAACUACCAUUGCCGGCUCUCGGCCACGUCACUGCGCCGGUCGGCUCUUUGUGCCCUGUGCUUUGCUCCACACCUCCCACGCAUGCUAUCGACGACCACGUUCGCUGCACAGUGAAAGCACUCUCUGGCAACGUCGUGGCGUUGGUUCCUUCGCAUGGACCUGACAUUGUUCUCAAGCUGAUUACCAGCAACGAUCCGCCCCUAGUGAACAUUCGUGUGGUCAUCGGUAAGGCUGCUGCCACCUCUGCGGCUUACAGACCGCAGCCUAGCACCAGUCCGCUCUACGACUUCUGCGAGCUUCAGACUCUCAUGCUACGAAAUUUGGAUCAGGUUCAACUGAGAGACGUUGACCUUCGGUGCCCAGACAGUCCGUUAGCCAAUCACCUCCGGCAACGCUUCUAUGAGAUGCUGCAAUGCAACGUGAAGCUGGGAAAGCGGACGCUGUCCGAAUUUCGUGCUGAUAAGUCUACGAGUCUACGUCAACCUAUUACCUUCACGUGCUGGUGUCUUCGGAUGGCCAGAGACUGA